Messenger RNA from Styela clava, 3001 nucleotides. RefSeq lists its product as uncharacterized. The record is from RefSeq and is a predicted model, not a curated record. NCBI's taxonomy places the organism in Eukaryota, Metazoa, Chordata, Ascidiacea, Stolidobranchia, Styelidae. Gene Ontology annotation, molecular function: zinc ion binding; protein binding.
AUGGCCGGAGCAAAAGCUUUGAGACACAAGUUGAAUGAAGAAUUUCUGACUUGUCAAAUAUGUCUAAAUACAUACGACGACCCGGUUUUGUUGGAUUGUCAACAUUCGUUUUGCAGAAAUUGUGUGGAUCAAUGCGUGACUAUGAUUUCAGGUGGAAUACAUUGCCCAGUUUGUAGACAACGGACUCUAUUACCGAGAAAAAGUGGAUUGUCGAAUUUGAAGAAGAAUUUUUUUGUCCAGAGUCUAAUAGACACUAUUAAAGGUCGCAGAGAGUCCAAUGCAUCUACAAUAUCUUUAAUAUGGGAGGAAAUUGGAUCAGGAGAAUCAAAAAUAAUCAGAAGACGUCAUCCUUUAUGUGAUAUAUGUGACGAUGAAGUAAAAGCAAUGAUGAGAUGUUUGGAUUGUUCAGAUUAUUUAUGUGGAGAUUGUCACCUUGUUCAUUGUCAGACAAAGUUUACACGGAAUCAUAAGAUAGUGACGCUUGGUAGUCUAAAGACCGGAAAAUACAGCUCGGAAAUUCAAGCUCGAGCAAAGAUAUUUUGUUCUCGCCACGAGGAUGAGAUUUGUCGAAUGUUUUGUCAAUGUUGUAAAAUUCCCGUUUGUCAUGAUUGUAUACAAGAAACUUGUGGACAACAUCCAUUAAUACAAGUUAAAGCCGCAGUUGAAGAUGUCAAAAGACGUUCCAGUGAACUUGUUAUCUCAAUAGGGAAGGAGAUUUCAGACUCAAAAGCGUUGGUUGAUUCAAUAUUGGAAACAAAAACAAAACGUAAAAAUGAAAAGGAAAUCAUCUUGCGUGACAUUGAAAAACAUACAAAAUCUAUUAUAGCGUCUGUGAAAAAAAGAGGGAAAGCCUUGAAUGAGGCCUUGAAGCAACUUCUAAACGAUCACAACAAAUAUCUCGGUAAAUAUGAACAACUUGAAACAAAAAAAUUAAAUGAAAUUGAAAAGACGUUCAAUGGUUUUCAAAUCAAACAUCAAACUACUUUAUCAUCUGGAAGUCCAACAGAUAUUUUGAAUUUGUUGAGCACAGUUGAAGAAAUGGAAGGGAUUGUUCAAUCAAACUCGAGAGAAUGUGUCGAUGACAUAGAAUUGAAAGAAAUUUUAAGAUGUCAGGAUCCACUUGUGAAAUUGACGACACCAUCAAACAACGAAGAAAAUAGAAAGAUGAAAAUUUCGCACUGUAUGGGGAAACUAAUGUGUAAAGACGUGUUGCAGAAAGAUUCUCCUAAUACAACAUCUUAUUUGGAGAAAGGACUUAUAUCCUUUGGAGAAACCGAAGAUUCUACUAACAAUAAUAUACCUGAAGAAAAUGAGGAUCCACAAUAUUGUGAAAUUAAUGACCUUGAAGCUGAAAACGGUGAUACAAAUGCCACAAACGCAACUCAAGAUAAUACUGAUCCAAACCAGGACGCUUUGUACGCAAAAAUUCCCCGCAGGAACAAGAGAGCAAAAGCAAUACGAAGACCUCAAACUUUAUCAGAUGAUGUAACAAAUUCACCGAGUAUGAACCUUAGACGGAAAUUAUAUCACACUGAUGAAGAGCCGAUCCUCAUGAACGAUACAGUAAUGUGUUCAACAAGUAGUUUUGAUGCCAGCGAAUCGACAAUAUUCAGCGCUGAAGAUUCACACGAUGGAUGGUCUCUGAACAGUCUUGUGGAGAAUAAUGGAAGUCAUGCAUUGCAAAAUAUAACCCCGCGGAGGGACGAUUCUUCCGUGAGGCGAUCUCAGUCUCUAGCUUUAUUAUCAGAUCAAAUCAAUGGUAUUCGAAGACCCACGCCUAAACCGAGAAAAGUCCUCAUGGCCUCUUCAGUGGAAAUGCUGAAUGCUACAGACAGUGGUGAUAUUAUGUCACGCCCGAAUUCUCUACUUGAUGACGUAAUGAUAAGGCAGCCAAUAAGAAUUCGAUCCACAGAGAAUCUUUGCAACCGUAGAAGCAGACCAGACGUUGACGUCGGUACGGUAAUCGUGAGUACCUUCGAAAUUCAUGGACAACCAUGUACGUUUACUUCUGCACCGAAAGUCGCACUAUUAACCAAUGGAAAUAUAGUCGCAUCGGAUUACAAGGCACAGCGUAUUUUCCGUUUCACGGCGGGUGGUAACUUCAUCAAUAGUUUCAAACUUAUUGCUGGUGGAAGAGGAUUAAAUCCAAUUGGAAUUUCAACUACUAAAAAAGGAAAAAUAGUUGUAACUUGCGGUGAAACCGUUCGUGUCUUUGGAGUCACAGGAAAGUCAAGCAAAAAAUUUGGAAUGACGUUCUUUGGUAAAUCAUGUGGAGUAGCUGUAGAUAAAAAGACGAAUAAAAUUGUAAUCACAGACAUUGAAAAGAGCUGUGCCUCGAUCCAUGCUUCGGAUGGCGGAUUAGAAAAGCUCUUCCGAGGUGGUACUGGAAUUCAAAUGAGACAUACAGAAGCUGGAGAAGAAUUGGAAACUCUACGUCUUCAUACACCAUAUUUCGUUGCAGUAGAUCAAAGAAAUGGAAAUAUAUUAGUAUCAGAUUGGGCGAAUCACGAUAUCAAAAUUUUUGACAAAAAGGGAAAUUGUCUUGCGUGCAUAACAUCCUGCAUAGUUCCCCAAAUGAGUCAAAUCAGUUCAAGGCAAAAGUUUUUAAACCCGGCUGGUGUCUGUGUGGACGCGGACGGUAACGUGUUUGUGGCUGACCAUGGUCAUAACAGGAUCGCUAUGUUUAAUGACAAUUGGGAAUUUCAAAGAUUUGUUGCAACUGAACAGAAUGGACUUCGAAGUCCAUGGUCAAUCGUUGCAGAUGGUAAUGGAAGGGUUAUCGUCACGGAAUAUUGGACAAAAAUCAUCAAGUCUUUUAGAUACAGAUGAAUGUCACACCAACUUAUGUACAAACGUUUGCUGAUACCAAUGACUUUUCGGGCAAUCUAAUUAAAAUUGCGCAAAUGAAUUUAAGCUCCACAGUUGUGCAUACUGCAUACUUUUGUUAGAAAUGUAAUUAACUUUAUAAUAAAUUUUGCUAAUAAUAAAAGUCUUCACUCUG